Messenger RNA from Leptopilina heterotoma, 2072 nucleotides. RefSeq names its product tryptophan--tRNA ligase, cytoplasmic (gene TrpRS). Bases 138 to 1373 code for a protein of 411 amino acids. Gene Ontology annotation, molecular function: tryptophan-tRNA ligase activity; ATP binding. Gene Ontology annotation, cellular component: cytoplasm. The transcript has 3 exons. NCBI's taxonomy places the organism in Eukaryota, Metazoa, Arthropoda, Insecta, Hymenoptera, Figitidae. The record is from RefSeq and is a predicted model, not a curated record. Gene Ontology annotation, biological process: tryptophanyl-tRNA aminoacylation.
GUGAAUGCACCUUUAGUAUCUUGUUUUAACAGCAUGGGAAAAAUCUAAGCACUUAAUUCUCACUUUUAUAUUUAAUUUAUUGAAAAUUAAUAAUUAUAAUAUAGUGCAAAUUGUAACUAAUAAACAAACAUUAAAAUAUGAGUACAGAAAUAGGGAUUGAGAACUUGUCGAUCGACGCCAACGGGGAAAUUCGAAAUGACGAUAUUGUAACACCUUGGUGUGUUGAAAGUGUGUCUGGAAAUAAAGGGAUAGAUUAUGAUAAACUUAUUGUGCGCUUUGGCAGUUCGAAAAUCGACGAUGAGCUUCUUCAAAGAUUUGAAAAAGUCACUGGACAAAAACCUCAUCAUUUUCUUCGUAGAGGAAUUUUCUUUUCUCACAGAGAUAUGCAUACCAUCCUGAAUUUGUAUGAACAGGGGAAACCAUUUUAUCUUUACACAGGACGAGGUCCAAGUUCAGAAUCAAUGCAUAUCGGUCACUUGAUUCCGUUUAUGUUUUGCAAGUGGCUGCAGGAUGUUUUCGACGUUCCCCUUGUCAUUCAAUUAACCGACGACGAGAAAUCCAUUUGGAAGAACAUUAAACUUGAAACUGCAAUUGAACUUGCAUAUUUAAAUGCCAAAGACAUAAUUGCUUGCGGCUUUAAUAUUAAGAAGACAUUUAUCUUUUCGAAUCUCGAACAUAUUGGCAACAAUCCUGCCUUCUAUCAAAAUAUGAUAAGAAUUCAAAAGUGCGUUACCUUUAAUCAGGUAAAAGGAAUAUUUGGAUUUGGCGAUAGUGAUCCUAUCGCAAAAAUAUCGUUUCCUCCCACACAGGCGGCUCCUGCUUUUUGUAGCACAUUUCCGUUUAUUUUUAAAACAUCAAAGGCACACUGCCUGAUUCCAUGUGCGAUUGAUCAGGAUCCUUACUUCAGGAUGACGAGAGAUGUAGCUCCAAAACUUGGCUAUCCGAAACCGGCCUUGUUGCAUUCGAGCUUCUUCCCUGCAUUGCAAGGUUCCAAAACGAAAAUGUCUGCCAGCGAAGACAAUUCUGCCGUUUUUCUAACGGACACUCAAAAGAAUAUCAAGGACAAGGUGAACAAGCACGCGUUUUCUGGCGGACAAGCGACUCUAGAGGAACACAGGAAACUUGGAGGCAACUGCGAUGUUGAUAUCUCAUAUCAAUGGCUUACAUUUUUCCUGGAUGAUGAUGAGAAAUUAGAGAAACUCAGAGUUGGAUAUACAUCUGGAGAAAUCUUAACUGGUGAACUAAAGAAAGAACUAAUUUUACUGCUGCAAAAACUUAUAGGCAGUCAUCAAGAAAACAGAAGUAAAAUAACUGAUGAAAUUAUAAAAGAAUAUAUGACUCCCAGAGAUCUCGGAUUUGUAUCAAAAGCAUAACGUCAUAUUAUUUCUAAUUAAUAAGUUACACAUUUUUAUAAACAAAAGAUUUUAAAACAAAUGUUUUGUUUUUAAACGGAUUUAACGAUUGUUAAAUACUAUUAGGCUAAGUUAAAAAGAGAUUAUUUUUUUAAUUAAAAUGUUCUUUUUAUUAUUAAGAAGUACUAUAAAAAAUGAGUUUAAUCGGUUACAAAAUCAAAAGAAAAUUUUUUUUUAUUGUAAAUUAUUUUUACUAUUUUUUGUGAAACUUUGAUUUGUACAUAAAAAAAUUCAUUUUACAAUUCAAAAACCUUCUUUUUCGGAUUUUUCAUGUUAUCAGCUGUGUUAAAAUAAAAAAUAACUGAUUUCCGAAUUUUUAAAACAUCAACAUUUUCAAUUUCUUGAUGAAAAUUAUUUUAUAAAGUGGAGAGACUGUUCAAGACUUAUUAAAAAUAAGAAUUGUUUAAGUUAUUCUUUCCAUAAGUAUUAGUUUCUCAAUGGAGAACUAUUUUCAAUUAGUACAUUAAUUGUUCACGCGAAGUCAAAAACAUGUCAAUUACUAACUAAUCUUUAAUUUACAUUUGUGAAAUCAGCUAUAAGUGUGAUUCUUGUACAAAAGUCAGCUUUUAUAAUUUAAAGAUUAGUAAAAUAAUUCUAAAAUGUUCAAUUUUUUGUAUUAAUUUUAAUGCUAAAAAAUAAAUGUAAUGGUUUCUCAUUUUA